This is a messenger RNA of Drosophila navojoa, 3291 nucleotides long. RefSeq names its product deltex E3 ubiquitin ligase (gene dx). The record is from RefSeq and is a predicted model, not a curated record. Gene Ontology annotation, molecular function: zinc ion binding. Lineage: Eukaryota; Metazoa; Arthropoda; Insecta; Diptera; Drosophilidae. Gene Ontology annotation, biological process: Notch signaling pathway; protein ubiquitination.
UACGUGCACACUGCACAAAUUAUAAUUUAUUCUACCUGUUGCAUUACCAUUUGCGCUUGCGCCCAAAUGUUAAAAUUAGCAUAUAAAUUAAGUAAAGAUCAGUUAGAAUUGCGUUUUAGUUAAAGUGUGGUGCAAGUGAUACAUUUAAAUAGAAAAUAUCAAGCCGCAAAAGGUACUGAUUGACAUGGUGCUGCGGUGCACUCCACCCCUGCCCAUGCAGGGCCACCAUUUUUAAUUUCUUUGUUUAUUUUGUGUUCCAUCUUCGUCGCAGUGUCGCAGUGUCAGCAACGAUCGCAACCGAAUUUGAAUGCAUAAACAGAAAAUUGGGAACGAGCAUAAAAGGGAAAUCAAGAAAAUCAACGCAAAUAUUAUUGAUGUUAUCAAUAAAAAUGAAAAUAGACAAUAAUAGUUACAAAAUGAAGUGAGUGCAGAAAGUUACACAAAAUGGCCAGCAAUGGGGCUGGUGGUGGAUGUGGAGCUGCUGCAGGCGGCGUUGGUGGCGGAGCCAUCAAUCACACACAUGCCGUUUGCGUCUGGGAAUUUGAGUCGCGCGGUGGCAAAUGGCUACCCUAUUCGCCGGCUGUGUCACAGCACUUGGAGCGUGCGCAUGCCAAGAAACUGACGCGUGUUAUGCUAAGCGACGCCGAUCCCAGCCUGGAGCAAUACUAUGUGAACGUGCGGACCAUGACCCAAGAGUCGGAUACCGAAUCAGAGGCUGGCGGUCUAUUAACAAUUGGCGUGCGGCGCAUGCUCUAUGCGCCCAGCAGCCCGGCGGGCAAGGGCACCAAGUGGGAGUGGUCCGGCGGCGGCAGCGCGGACAACAAUUGUGAUUGGCGGCCAUACAACAUGCAUGUGCAGUGCAUCAUUGAGGAUGCGUGGGCGCGCGGCGAGCAAACCUUGGAUCUGUGCAACACGAACAUCAGCCUGCCAUACACCAUCAAUUUUUGCAACUUGACGCAAAUGCGGCAGCCGAGCGGUCCCUUGCGCAGCAUACGGCGCACACAGCAGGCGCCUUAUCCGCUGGUCAAGCUGACGCCACAGCAGGCGCAGCAGCUGAAGGCGAACAACAAUGGCCAUGACUAUGUGCAGCAGCAGCAACAACAACAGCAGCAGCAGCAACAACAGCAGCAGCAGCAACAGCAGCAGAGAAACAAUAAUACGCUGCCCAAAAUGGGCGCCAUGCUGCCGCCUAUGCAUCGGCAGCAGCAUCCACUGCCCACGCAUGGACAUCAUCACCAUCAGCAGCAACACCAGCAUCAGCAUCAGCAACAUCAGCAUCAGCAACAUCAACACCAACAACACCAGCAGCAUCAACACACACAGCAUCAGCAGCAACCACGCAAGCCGCACAAGAAACAUAGCGAAAUAUCCACCACAAAUCUGCGCCAGAUUCUCAACAACCUGAACAUCUUCGGUAGCAGCACCAAGCACAGCAGCAGCAAUAGCAACAGCAACAGCAGCAGCAACGGCGGCAGCAAUCAUCUGGCGACAGCAGUCGGCAGCUGCAACUCGAAUGUCGCUGGCUCGACGCUGCAUUUGAUGCAGCAUCAGGCACACUUCUCGCACAGCAGCAAGAGCAUGCUGACCUCCUCGAUGAAUAGCCAUCAUAGCCGAUGCUCCGAGGGCUCGCUGCAGUCGCAGCGCAGCAGCCGCCUGGGUUCGCAUCGAUCGCGUUCGCGCACGCGUGUCUCGGACACCGAUACGAAUAGCGUCAAAUCGCAUCGGCGCAGGCCGAGCGUUGACACCGUCUCCACGUAUCUCAGUCACGAGAGCAAGGAGAGCCUGCGGAGCCGCAACUUUGCCAUAUCUGUGAACGAUCUGCUCGACUGUUCGCUGGGCAGCGAUGAGGUGUUUGUGCCGUCGUUGCCGCCUUCCUCGUUGGGGGAGCGGGCGCCGGUGCCGCCGCCAUUGCCCAUGCCACAUCAUCAUCAUCAGCAGCAGCAGCAACAGCAGCAGCAGCAACAGCAACAACAACAGCAGCAGCAGCAACAGCAGCAGCAACAACAACAACAGCAGCAAUCAAUCGCUGGUUCGAUUGUGGGCGUGGACCCAGCCAGCGAUAUGAUAUCGCGCUUUGUCAAGGUUGUCGAGCCGCCGCUGUGGCCAAACGCCCAGCCCUGUCCCAUGUGCAUGGAGGAGCUGGUGCAUUCGGCACAAAAUCCUGCCAUAUCGCUGAGUCGCUGCCAGCAUUUGAUGCAUCUGCAGUGCCUCAAUGGCAUGAUUAUAGCGCAGCAGAAUGAGCUCAAUAAGAACCUGUUCAUCGAGUGUCCCGUGUGCGGCAUUGUCUACGGCGAAAAGGUGGGCAAUCAGCCCAUUGGCAGCAUGUCCUGGAGCAUCAUUAGCAAAAGUUUGCCCGGCCACGAGGGCCAGAACACCAUACAGAUUGUCUACGACAUUGCUUCGGGCCUGCAAACGGCUGAGCAUCCGCAUCCGGGACGUGCUUUCUUUGCCGUUGGAUUUCCGCGCGUUUGCUAUCUGCCCGACUGUCCGCUGGGACGGAAAGUGUUGCGCUUUCUCAAGAUCGCGUUCGAUCGCCGUCUGCUGUUCUCGAUCGGGCGCUCUGUGACCACGGGGCGUGAGGAUGUGGUCAUUUGGAAUAGUGUGGAUCACAAGACGCAGUUUAAUAUGUUUCCAGAUCCCACCUAUUUGCAGCGCACCAUGCAGCAGUUGGUGCAUCUGGGCGUUACGGAUUGAAUCUAACUGCCAACAACUACAACAACAGCAACAACAACAACAACAAUAACAAAAGCGAACUUUAAGCAGUCAAAUUUUGCUUGGCGGACAUUUUGUUUUCGUCAAGUUUCUUUGCGUGCGUUCUUCUUAAACACACACGUACACUGACACAUACAUAAGUAUACAUAUGUGUGUGUGUUUUCUUCAAUUUCGCGUGUGCCGGCAACAAUAGAGAAACAGCAAUUGCAACAACAACAACAAAUAACAGUUAUUUGCUGCAACCGCAAGUCAAUCAAAUAGUUUUUGUGCCUUUUUUCCGUCUCGCGCCCCGCGCUCAUCCUCUCUAACCGUUCUCUCCCAUCGUCUGUUUCGCUCGCUCGCCCAGUUGAUCGCGCUCGCGUAAUUCAACCCCCUUUCCGUGUAUUGUAGAACUAACAAAUACAACUACAGUAUUUACUUAGAGCUUUGCUCUAAACUCGUGAGUGUUUGUUUUUUGUUUUUGUUCAUUUUUGUUUUGUUUUUUGCUUUUAUAUUAAUUGUUGUUGUUGUUUGUCUUCAACUUGUGUUAGUCUCCAGUUACAAAAGCCACGACGUCUCGACUACUCUGAUAAGCAGCAG